Molecule: messenger RNA, 708 nt
Organism: Mesorhabditis spiculigera
Lineage: Eukaryota; Metazoa; Nematoda; Chromadorea; Rhabditida; Rhabditidae
Source: the annotation of a GenBank genome assembly
AUGUUGAUAUCGUCAAUUUUAUUUCUUUAUGGGGUGCCGGCGAUUAAAUUUGAAGCCAUGGUUUCAAACUCGGCGUUAACCGUCCUACACGAUUCUCGGCAGUCGACAGUCAAUAUUCGGCAAUGCACGUGUAAGGAGAUGAACGAUGGCUUCGAGGAAGCCAAAGAACAAGCUUUUGAAUGUCUAAUGGAUCCAUGUUUUGAGGAAGUGAAAAAGAUGGGACUUGUGCAAAAUACGGACGUGAUCCGGGAAUGCUUCCGUCAGAAGAAGGAAUUCAUGAACAACCUGCUGCUCUGCUUCCAGAACAACAUCAAAGCUUGUACUCCGCCCGGAAAACAGGAAAAACAAGUGCCAUCGGCGGAUCUGAAUCUGCUGAUUGAUCGGGCCGAAGAGGUGAUUACUCAACAGCUCGCCGUUUUCCUGAAAACGAUCAAUGCCUCGGAUAUUCAGAAAGUGGGUGAUGCGGCCAAGGCCGUCGGUCGCUGCGUGAAGUUGUGUUUUGUGAACGACAAGAACAAGAAUGGGUUCAGAUUUGAUCGUAUCGGGUGCAUGCCGUACAUUACGGAUCGGAACGCCAGACGAUCAGUACGGCAAUGCUCACGGGCAAUCAACUGGAAGAAGGAGAUCUCCGAGAUGUGCACAUGUUCUGCCCAUGCGGGGAUCGGAACGCUGGCCAACUACUGCGGCAUCUUCACGCUGAUGGGUCGA